AGGCCUACAAGUGUCCAGCAAAAGAAGUAGAUCGAGCUUAUGACCAAGAAGAUCCCAACGUGGCUAUGAAAGACCUCAUCAUGGCGAAGGCGACCCGAGCCUGUCAGCGCUUGGCAGCCCUGAAGCCCUCCGAGCUUCGCAGACGUGCCGAAGCCUUGGGUCUAGGACCUCGACGUGUCGCCCAGGCGGAGGACCAGCCGGAUCCCAAAGUGGCCUUCGUGAAGCUUCUUUUGAGGACUGGUCCGGCUCCGACGUCCGACGUCAGCAAGGCGCCGCUGUCACCACUGCCACAGACUCCCCCGGAAUAUGGAGAAAGCAGUCCAAAGUUCUCCCACAUGUCGAUGUCGCCGGAGGUCCACCAGGUCGGCGACGCAGCGGCGACGAGGAUCCAGGCCAAUGUUCGUGGUUCAGCCACCCGGCAGCGCUUGGCGCAGGAGGCGGAAGCCGCCAGCACCAUUCAGCGAAACGUCCGACAACAUCAAUCCAAAAGGAGAAGUAUCGACAUCGAACGCGACGAAGCGAAGGUGGCUGCUGCGAAACGUUCCACAAAGUUGCUGAAGGAAGAGCAGAAGGUGCUGCAGCAACUCAAGGCGGACAUGGCCAUUCUGAAGGCCCGAGAUUUGCGACGCCUGGCUGAGGACUGGGGCUGCGAAAGCUCCCAACUGCUCAGGGCAGAAGAAGAUGAACAGCCCAAGGUGGCCGUAAGGCGAUUGGUGCUGGACCGCGCGCGGGUCGUCACGGCACAGCUGCAGGAGCUGCCAGUGCCGGAACUCAAGCAGCGCGCCAAGGCAGCAGGUUGCUCCGAUGAGGAAGUGGAACAGGCCGAGGACGGCGAGGAGCCAAAGGUGGCGUUGUUCAGGUUGAUCUGUUCAGAUCUUUUGAAGCUGCAACAGACGGUCUCGGCUCGUGAGACCUCGGCAGCACUGCAGGUUCCGGAGCUGGCUCAUGCAUUCAUGGAUCUGAAGGCCGCCUUGGAGAAGCAACGCCCCAAGCAGUUGGCCAAAGUCCUUCGCUCCACGGGCUGCCGCCCAGCUGAGUUGCAGGAGGUGGAGGAUGAUGAGAAGCCAAAGGAGAGAAUGAAACAAAUGAUCCUGGAUUUGGCCCGCGAAGUUCUCAACGAAUUCCACGGCAUGACUGCAGGGCGGGUGCGCCCACAAGUGAAGGUCUCUGUCCUCGCAUCCACUGGGAAGAAAGAGACGGAGUUCCAAAAGCGACUCACAACAAAGCUCGUGGAUAAAAAAGGCGACAAGGUCUUGAAAGACCUUCGAGGUGAGAGAUUCAAUGUUCCAAAACUGAUCACCACCUUGGAGGAGGGGUCGGAGGUGGAUUGGUGGCCUUGGCAGGAGGUGGGGGAAGAGAUGGUGCCUCUGGCCUGGCACAGGAAGAUGUCGGAGCUGAAGAACUUCGCGGUGGGCAACGGCGUGUCCUCCGUGGAGAUCGAGGACUGCGCGGACGCGGAGAUGCCCAAAGUCGCGCUCACUAAGCUACUGCUCUCGCGAAUGCCCUUCCACCCCUCGCAGUUUUCCUCCACGCCGCGGAAUCCGCGCGCAGGCGAUGAAAUCUUCUCCUUCAACAUGGACCUGAACGACUCCGUGGACACACCUGAGAUUGACAAAAUGUCCGAGAUCGACAAGGCCUUUGUUCGAAUGAAGGUGGAGCUCGAAAAAAUGAAGGUCACCGAGCUGAAACAGAGAGCCUUCAUCUACGGGUGCACAGACGAGACGAUCGACGAUGCAUUGGACCAGGAGAAUCCGAAGGUGGCCUUGGGACAACUGAUCUUAGAAGUCGCACGGGAUGCCCGCGACGCGUUGUUGGAGAUGCGCUUCACUGAGCUGAAACAGGGCGAUGGCUGGUUCCCGUGGUUCGUUUUGCGGUUCUGCAUGACGAUUCGUCGCGUUUCCAAAGAGAUGUGGACGGACUUCCGACCUCAAAUUGAUUUAACACAGCUGACUUCUCUCUCUGACACCAGCAGUUUUGGCCAAAACUGCCGCACUGACCUCAAUUUCGUGGACAACACAUUCAUGACCCUGGAAAGUAUCGUCAGCCUCACAGCUGCUAUCUCCAUUGCCUUCAAUUACCUGGAGCCCGUCCAGGCUGAUUUGACUGUUGCGCAGACCAUGCAAGAAUCCCGCAUCGCUGAGUUUGACCAUAUCAUUACUGGCUGCAAAGCCCUGUUACAACAAUGUGGCCGGCCCCGCUAUUUGGAGUCAAUUUGGCUCUUGUGGACACAGCUGAGCCAAAGCCUUUACAUGAUGGAACGCGCUCUCUGGCCAGAGCAGGCCCCAGAGACGCCCUUGCAUAUAGCUCUCCCUCCUGAAGCCCGGCCGCUCAGUGAUAUUUUACUUGAUGUUUUCGACCCAUAA
Cladocopium goreaui is the source of this 2363-nucleotide messenger RNA. The record is from the annotation of a GenBank genome assembly. Lineage: Eukaryota; Dinophyceae; Suessiales; Symbiodiniaceae.